This is a messenger RNA of Zerene cesonia (dogface butterfly), 757 nucleotides long. It is a transcript of the gene ND-B16.6, whose product is annotated as NADH dehydrogenase [ubiquinone] 1 alpha subcomplex subunit 13. The record is from RefSeq and is a predicted model, not a curated record. The transcript has 3 exons. Lineage: Eukaryota; Metazoa; Arthropoda; Insecta; Lepidoptera; Pieridae. The coding region runs from base 79 to 540 and encodes 153 amino acids.
AUUGCUCUUGUCAAUGGCCGUCACAACAAAUUUGACAGAUUACAGAUGAUUUUCCGUCGAAAUUAAAAAGCCAAAAAAAUGGCUGAGGCUUGUCAAAUAGCUCGAAAACAAGACUUGCCUCCUCCAGGGGGAUAUAAGUCGAUUCCCUUUAAAAGAGUCCCGGCAAAAUCAUACUUCAGCGGUUUCACAUGGUUCGCGGGAUAUCUUGGUGUGACUGCAGUUUCUGGAUAUCUAUAUUAUUUGAACUCCAAAAAGGUUGACAAGACCAGAAUAGAGAUGCGGUCUGCCAAGAUGGCCAUUUACCCAAUGAUGUUGGCGGAAAGAGACCGUGAAUAUCUAAAACAAUUGCGUAGAAACCGCGACGCUGAGGCUGAGCUUAUGCGCGACGUUCCUGGAUGGGAGGUUGGCACAUACUAUGGAGAGCGUAUCUACAAGCUAGUGCCUCCUGAUGCACUAGUAGAACCAAUCUUCCAUGAAUACUAUGCCCACACUGACCCAUCUGCAUGGUACCAGAGAGCAGAAAUGAACUUCUGGGCUUAACUUAAAAAAAAAUUAUUUAUGCCUGUUCUUCUGCUAUUAGCAUCAUGUCGGGAAAAUGAACUGCGAAAGUCUUGAAAUAAUUAGAUUGAUCUUGUGGGAAUUGUAAUAAUGUUACAUUCACAUUUGCUAGAUUAAAGUUUGCUGCGUUUGUUACUGCUACAGUAAGAAGUUCAGGCAUAUUUAUUGUAGUUGGUUGAAAUAAAGGUGAUAUUAGGAA